UCCUGGUUUUUCGCUCGCCGUCGAAAUUCCUCGGCGAUAUCCGUCUUUAUAUCAACUGGUGGUCGGUGCCGCACGAAUCGAUCCUCGUUUCGCGGUGGGACCAUCCGUCCGAAAUAUAGUUUUCACCUCGGUGAGCUCGUUUCGUCGUACGCGACCAGAUCAUCCGAUAGUAGGACAAAGACCAAAGGACAGAGAGUGUGAUCGAGCUGUGAGGUAGUUGACCCGUACCGAGGUUUCCGCGCGCAACAAUCGUAUCCCUCGACUUUUGAGAUUGGGAUUUGCGUAAUCAGCACAGCUGCGUUUACCACUGCGAUAAUUGAGUUGCGAGGCUCAUACAUCCACACAGGUCGGUGCAACGCUUUUUUAACAAAUAUUUUCCAUCUCCUCUGCAUGGACGUUACUCCCAAUUCGAGUGACCGUGCCUUGCCCGUGAUUCUAAAGCUUUAGCUCCUGAUAUGGGGCAACCGCUGCCAUAGAGGUGAUCUAAUCUCAUCAGCUGACUCGAGAGAUUGGGGAUAGAGCACUCGAUCUUGGUACAUUCGGACUGGUGUAUACGAAGGAAUCGACUGGAUCAAUUUCUGGAGAGUCCUGUGGUAUAUUUCGAGCCAUGACGAAGCUUUCCUAGCAUCAUCGACGCUAUUUCGAGUUGGUAUAUCGAGUCUUGCAGUUUUUAGUCGAGUAAACUAGAGUUUCGGAUACGAGGGGAUGGUGAUAUCCAACAGCCAUCGGUUUACAAAAUGGCUGACCUGCGUGAACAAGAGGAUGACCUAACAAGAGGAAGGCCUGCACGAAACAGUGGGAUUGUAAAGGAGCACGGCGCAAGAGGCCACCAACGAGGAGUCUUCAACGAGAUACAUCGCUAUAAAAUAGCCUAAUAGAAUUGAACAGAUGCGAGCUGUGAUCUUCCAGCGUACACGGAAAAAAUCGCAUGUGCGCAGAUUAUGCAUGCGGCAACAACGAAUUUUCCAUAAUUUCGAGCGAAUUCGAUAGAAUCGCGAAUGCAUUCUCGAUCAUUUCGUGACCAUCGUCUCGUUCGAUUAUUUUUCAUUCGAUGUCUUCCCGCGAGACAGAUCUUACGCGACGUUCUUUUCUUCGAAUACACGGCUGAACGACUUGGCUUACGACUAGAAACAGUCGACGAGAAAAAAAGCAAGAAAUUUGCAACGGUUAGCAAGUUGUCGCGGAGCGCUACCCGAUAACAGAAGAGCCGUUAGAGAUUCACUUCUCUCGCAGCGAUCCAGGAGGAGGAUCUCGAAAUUUGUAAGAAUCUCGGAAGGAACGUUCGGUGGUUUUCGUGAAACGGGCAAACGUGCGCGACGGAUCGUGUUCGUGCAUUCCAGCGUCGCGCUUUUAAUAAUAGAUGAAAAACGUGGGCGUUUGGGCCGAAAAAAGAACGAAGACAAAGCGUCAAGGGUCGAGCGUCGGAUGUAUGCAAGACUUGGAGACUGGAGUGCGCGGAGUGCGAAUCGCGGGGAAAGAAUGCAGCUUAGCUCGUCGCUCGUUCAUUGUUAUACGCGAUUCUAGAAAUGUUUGCGAACGAAUCGAUAAGAAUCGGAAUUUGAAUGCCAUUGGGCUCGCCAGGUUUCUGCGUCGGCGUCGGCGUCGACGUCGACGUCGACGUCAGCAUCGCUGUCAAUUGGGCAAUUAAGAGACAAACGGAGAUUGAAAGGAAAGUGUACGCGACACGGAAUAGAGGAACCUCGAGACGCGGGAGCAAAGUCAGUUGGAGAGACGCGGCGAGGGAGAAGAGAAUUCAUGAGAGAGGACCGUCUCGAGGGAAAGAAAGGUGUUCGGAGAUCAGCUGAACGUCGAAAGUAACGAGCGCGAAUAAGUACUCGUCGAUGGAAUCCCGGAGAACCGUGAAAUGGGAGUGUCGAGAGUAAUCGUGGACCAAGAAUCAUUCAGAAAUGACGACGUUCGCGCAAAAGAGCCUCUUGGGUUUGACGAUACUGACCACCGUUGCUUUGCUAGCUUUGCUGGCUUCGAAAAGAUUCGGUCCCGAACCGCGAAAAAGAGAUGGGAUCUUGCUCGAGAUGCUUAACAACGUUAGCACCGAGUUGGACAGACUCGACUCGGGUUACGACGGUAUAACCACGCAGAUGGAUGUUGCGAAAGUUCGUUUGGCGCAGUUGAUCACUUUGCAUCGCGAGAAUCUUCUGGUAUGCGCGAUACUCCGGGAGAGGCGAAACAAAUCCAUCUCGGGAAGAAUAUCGGAAACCGACGGGACGAGAUCGCGCGGUGGCUUCCAGUGAACCGCUCGAUCCUCUUCAGCGUCCGAAGGAUCCAUCGGCCACGUCGGUUCCUCUUCCUUUCCUUCCCUUGUUGUCUCUUCGGGCAUCGAUUCUCCUCGCGUCGAUUACCAUUGAGUCGAGUAUAAAUUGCCCUACCGCGUGAAUCCAUGUAUACAUGUUUGCGAAAUCCAUGCAUAAUGGAGUUGGCAGCUUGGCGGAGGAAAAUCACGCGUCGUUUCGUGCGGUCGCGUCAAUUAGAAACGCUUGGCACGUUCUCGUGACGACGUGACGUUAUCGCUCUUCCAGUGUUUGCAAUUUUGCAUUAUUCGUGGGAUCUGCCUCUUAUCGCGGGGAUCACUCCUCCUUUAUUAUUGCAUUCUUUGAGUCGACACGGUCGAACAUUUGGUCGAAUGGUGCUGCUCCAGAGUAAUAUUUUAUUAUAUUAAAACGUGGGAGAUGCCUGUGGAAUAAAAGAAAAAAAAAGGGACGUUGACUUUUCUUGGUAGUAAGUAUACGCGUAAAUAAAUGUUGUUGACCCUCGCAGAGGUCAUUCAUGAAUCAAUGCAAAAUAAUGUUCUACGGUUUUCCAAUAAUUCGGCUGUGUAAGGUAUGCGAGACCUCACCAAGGUGUGAUAAAUAUUCGCUAAGAGGGACCCAAUUUUAAUUACCAAGAAAAGUUAAUGUCUUUCAACGUUUUAUAUAUUUUGCAAAUAAUAAAGUAAUGUAACUUGUUUGAUAUUGUUUACACUAGCCUGUUGUAUCAUUUAAAAUUCUAUUAACGGUACUGGCUGUGUUAACUUAUAUUUUUCACGGAUAUAACGAUUAGAUAUAUUUAGGUAUCGAUGUUAAUAGCAACGUAAGAAAUGCACGGAAGCACGAUAAGGAAAUUGAAGUAGAUUUAUUUAUGUAUACGUUUCUAAGCGAAAGAUGUAUUCGCUUGAAUUACCGAGAGAGAUCAAUAUUUUCUAACAUUUUGUGUCUUUUACGAUAGAUACUAAAUAAAAUAAUUUACUUGAUAUAAUUUACCAUACGCUGUCGUAUCAUUUAUAAUUCUAUUAACGCUACUGGCUGUGUUGAUUUAUAUUUUUUACGGAUAUAAUAAUUAGAUUUCGGCAGCGAUGUUAAUAGAGUUGUAAGAAAUGCACAGAAGCACGAUAAGGAAACUUUAGAUAACAGAUUCCCCUUUAUCUCUUCAACUACCAUCACUGCCUUAGUUCUGUAACGUGCCAACCGUGGCGCUGGGAAUUCAUUUAGCAAAAUAUCCGCGCAGUAGAAAAAAAAAGUCAUUAUCGUUAGGCCGCAAAGUAGCUUUAAUACUAACCAAGAGUACUCUAUGGUUAGGCAAUCGAGAUACUACAACUUUCCCGCUUUCCCUUUCUCUUUCUUCUCAUUCCCAACGCAUCGGUCUUACUGUUUUCUACUCUGACCGUCACUUGAUACCAUCGAGGUCGUCCAUCGUUCAGCACCGACCAGAAGAAUGUCAGGAAAGACAGGUUGCUCUAGCUGCGGCGGCCCUGGUUACAGAUCGCCCAAAGCGGCGAUGACGGAAGGCCCACGCGAAAAGCUAAUGUACGUCGUCUGCAUUCAUACGGAUCCAAACAAAUCGGAUGUUUUGUCCACCGUCGAUGUGGAUCCUGCUAGUCCUACUUACUGCAAGAUCAUUCACAAACUGCGCAUGCCUCACGUCGGCGACGAACUGCAUCAUUCCGGAUGGAACAUUUGCAGCAGCUGUUACGACAAACCGCGAAAGCGCGAUACUUUGGUGCUUCCAUGCCUGAUGUCGGAUCGUGUCUACUUUAUUGACACGACCAACGAACGGACGCCAUCCAUCAAAAAGGUAUUGUCGCCAGCAGAGGUGAAUCAGUACGGAGUAUCAACGUUGCACACCAGUCAUUGCGCGCCAACCGGAGAAAUCAUGAUUUCCACGUUGGGCAAGCUGAACGGCGACGGAGACGGCAAUUUUCUUUGCAUCGAUUCUGAAACACUCGACGUGAAAGGCACGUGGGUGAUGGGAGAGAAAAAGGCAGCCUUUGGAUACGAUUUUUGGUAUCAACCGUACCACGACGUGCUCAUCGCUACCGAAUGGGGUGCACCUAGGGUUUUCAAAAAAGGCUACGUGCCAGGUGCCAGCUCCGAUCCUGCGGUGUACGGCAGGAGUUUGAAUUUCUACUCAUGGAGCGAAAGAAAGUUGAAACAAACGAUAAACCUGGGCGAAGAUGGGAUCGCGCCUCUCGAAGUAAGGUUCCUUCACGAUCCAAAAUCCAGCGAAGGACUCGUGGGAUGCGCGGUCACGUCGAACGUGUAUAGAUUUUACAAAACACCAGAAGGAGGGUGGUGCUCUGAAAAGGUCAUUCAAGUACCGCACAAGCAAGUCGAAGGCUGGAUUGGUUCGCAGAUGUCAGGAAUGAUAACCGACAUAUUGAUCAGCCUUGACGAUAAGUACUUGUAUUUAUCCAACUGGCUUCACGGAGACGUUAGACAAUAUGAUAUUUCCGAUAUCAAGAAUCCAAAAUUAACAGGCCAAAUCUUCCUUGGCGGCUUGAUUCUGAAUGAUUCAAAGGUUCGCGUGGUUAAGGAUGAGGAAUUGACUGCACAGCCGAGUCCUGUUUAUGUCAAGGGACGUCGGCUCUAUGGUUCUCCGCAGAUGCUUCAACUGAGCCUUGAUGGAACACGCUUAUACGUGACCACUUCCAUUUUUAAACCAUGGGACAAACAAUUUUACCCUGAACAUGUCAAGAAUGGUUCGACGAUGGUCAAGCUGGACGUGGAUGUACAAAAUGGCGGUUUGAAACUUGACAAUCAAUUUUUGGUAGACUUUGGCGAAGAUAAGAAUGAUAUAUUGCUUGCACAUGAAAUGCGCUAUCCUGGAGGUGAUUGUACAUCCGAUAUAUGGUUACCCGAAGAUUAGUAGAUUCGUCUAAAUCAAUUUCCUCUGCAUUCUUCGAGAUAUCACUGAUUACGUGCCUGUUAUCCGAGGCAGAUACUCUUCUACUCAAUAUACGUAAAGAUUGGCAUAUUUUGUACAUAAUAUUACAAUUAAAGACUAUUUCUUCAGUCA
Molecule: messenger RNA, 5289 nt
Organism: Hylaeus volcanicus
Lineage: Eukaryota; Metazoa; Arthropoda; Insecta; Hymenoptera; Colletidae
Product: methanethiol oxidase
Exons: 8
Coding region: 3709-5139 (476 amino acids)
Molecular function (GO): selenium binding
Source: RefSeq, a predicted model, not a curated record